CGACAGGAAGCUGCUGUGGGGGUAAGCGCGAUAUGUUUGUCGGAAACUUGACACAUUUACAGCAACUCUGAAGAAGGCGUUAGUGACAGUGGUCUUUAUGUUACACAGAGGAGAAACGCUGCUGGGAUUAUCCUCUGGUUCUCUGAGAAGAGCAGAACAAAUGGAAGUACAGGCCCACCUGGGUCAAGUCCUCUCCGGGACUGCACAUCUGUCCUCUGCCAUGGAGUAAUUCUUGGAAAGUUUCUGCCAAAACACGUCAUCUAGCACCCAUUUCGACAUAUUUGAGGCGUGUUACACCUUGCCAGAGUUGGACAAUCACGAUGUUGAGCAUUAAGGCCAGCAGCAGAGGUUAUGAGUGAAAACCAUGAAGCAGCCAGGGAAGUGACCUCUGGUGACACUACAGCCUGAGGGGGCCACUCACCGGCACCAUGGCAUCCAAGGAGAGACUGUACGAGGUCUGGAUGCUCUACUGCACUAAGAGGGAUCCAGACUACUUGAAGUUAUGGCUGGAGAUUUUCACCAGCUCCUAUGAGCAAUGUCUGGAUGUGGACUUUGAAAAGCCACCUUCAAGGCCAGAGGAGGUUCCCCCAGUGUUAACGCUGCUUCCAGACAACAUUCUGCAGGUUUUGCGCCACCAGCUGCUGCAGUGCGUCCAGAAAGCCUCUGAUGGCUUGGAGCCUGAGCAGCAAAAUCUGGCUCUCCUGCUGCUCAAGUUCCUUAUCAUCAUCUGCAGGAACCUGUCCAACGUGGAGGAGAUUGGCACUUGCUCGUAUAUCAAUCACAUCAUCACUAUGACAACAGUCUAUAUUCAGCAGCUGAAGAGCAAGACCAAAGAGAAGGAGAUGGCAGACCAGAGCCAGGCGGAGGAGUUUGUCCGUCAUGCGCUGGCUUUCUGCGAGAGCCUCUACGAUCCAUAUCGCAACUGGAGGCAUCGAACCUGCGGGGAGCAGCUUGGUACAGUAGAGAGGAGCAGACAGAAGUACAAGGCAGCUCCGCUCACUGUUGAGUUUGUUCCUUUCUUUUAUCAGUGCUUCCAGGAAAGCGAGCACCUGAAGGAGAGUCUCAAAUGCUGCCUGCUGCACCUGUUUGGAGCCAUAGUAGCUGGUGAUCAGAGAAACGCUCUGUUUGCCAUCUCUCCAGCCACCAUGGAGGUGUUGAUGCGGGUGCUGGCUGACUGCUCCAUGGGUAGCUGCUCUUCAGAUGAGGGCGAGGACUGGGACAGUGAGGCACCCGACCGUAAGGCGCUGCUGACUCUGGGCUGCCUGCGGGAGGUGGUGCAGCGCCUCCUGGCCUCAAGCUCUGACCAGCGGCAGGUCGAAAUCGCCUCUGUGCUAGAAAACUACUUCAAGCUGCUCAACUCAGACCCGGCAGCCGUUGUUGCCUCCCAACAGCAGCAGCAAGCCAAGGGCAAAGUGCUAACACUGGGCCGACACUGGGAGAGCCGAUUUGUGGCUCUGCAAGUAAACAUGCUCGACACUAUCAGGGACAUGUUCCUGUGUUCAGACAGGCCAGUUCUACAAGCCAUCUUCCUCAAUAGUAACUGUUUUGAGCAUCUGACACGACUGCUGCAGAAUAGCAAGCUGGUUAAUGCUAGGUGCACGGCGGCAGACAAGGACCAGAAAGAUAUAACCAACAACAGGUUACUGACAGGAGAGAGGGACACUCAGGUGUUUCAAGGGCGACUAGACCUUCUCGCUGUAGCAACUAUCAAAGCCCUGACAACAGUGAUGCACAAAUCACCAGCUGCAAAGGAGGUGUUCAAGGAGAGGAUUGGUUACAAUCAUCUGUAUGAAGUGCUCACCUCACUCGGCCAGCCAUCACGGCAUCUUCUCAAAGAGCUGAUGAACAUGGCGGUGGAGGGUGAGCACACCUCAGUGGGGCUCCUGGGCAUCAGUAACGUGGAGCCCUUGCUGCUGCUGGUCCAGUGGCUCCCAGAGCUGGACUCAUCCGAGCAGCAGCUUUUUACGGCUGAUUGGCUCCGCCGCCUCAGCUGCCUCAACCGCCAGACACGCGCCACCUGUGUCAAUGCUGCCAUGGUCAUGCAAGCGCUGGCAUGCCUGGAGCGUCACAAACAGCUACACCGAGCUUGCGCUGAGAGCCUACUGGGGCUGGUAGGCUCACUGGGCUCCCAGUCCUUGAGCGCUAGGGAACUUCUGGGUCUCCUGCUCCUCCUUAGACCUCUAGAGUCCACUCAAGCUCACCCCUAUGUAGGUCCUGCCCUAAGAGCCCUCUUGGCCAUGGUACGGAAGCAGGGCCUGGAAAGUGCCAUGCAGUACUUUGACCUGUCACCCAGCAUGGCUGGCAUAGUAGUUCCAACAGUGCAACGCUGGCCCGGCUCGGCCUUCAGCUUUCUCGCCUGGUUGUCACUAGAUCAGGACCAGCUGGGCCCACUCAGCAAGGACAAGAGGAAGCAGCUCUACAGCUUUUUUACCCCAGGAGGGACGGGGUUUGAGGCCUUCAUCAGCUCAGCGGGUGUGCUGGUUGUGGCUGUAUGCACAAAGAAGGAGUACGUCACAGUCAUGCUGCCCGACUACUGCUUUUGUGACUCUCUCUGGCAUAGCAUCGGUGUGGUGCACGUACCAGGAAAGAGGCCUUUUGGACAGAGUCUUGUGUACAUUUAUGUGGAUGGACAGCAGAAACUGUCUGCCCCCCUCAAGUAUCCUACCAUGACGGAGCCGUUCAUCUCCUGUUGCAUCGGUUCAGCAGGCCAACGGACCACCACUCCCCCGCCCUCCCAGAUCCCAGACCCUCCCUUCUCCUCCCCAAUCACACCCAGCACUCGCUCCUCGCUGGGCGCCAUCCUGUCGCCGCAGACCUGGGGGGGAUUGCUGGGUGGAAAGCCUGAGUCUGUGACUAAGCUCAUCUCUGCAGGGACCCAGGACAGUGAGUGGGGAAGUCCUACCUCCUUGCAGGGCCAGCUGGGAUGUGUUAUGGUCUUCCAUGAACCUCUGCAGCCCAACCACAUUAAAGCCAUCUGCAUUGCUGGUCCAAACUGUAUCUCUCAAUUCAAAGCCCAGGAAUCAGAAUUUGGCGACCUUUCGACCAAAUUGCUGUUGCAUUACUCGCCCAAGGCUUGUAGGAACCCCAUCUGUCUAGAUCUGUCCCCAAACAUGCUGCAUGGACGCCUGACUGGGAAUAAAGUCGUCAACUGGGAUAUUAAGGAUAUGAUCAACUGUGUGGGCGGCCUAUCGGUGCUCUUCCCUAUACUGGAGCAGUUGGCCCCGAUUACUCCUGAUCAACAGGCCAGUGAUCCUGCGGCUGGGUCAGAUUUAAUCACUCCCGAUGUGACCACGCCAGCGGAUGGAGAUUGGGUCAUUCUCCCAUCCAACAGGGCUUCAGAGGCACGCCUGGAGAAGAAUCUGGUGGCCACCUUCCUGUUGGUGCUGAAGCAUUUCUUGCAGAGACAUCCAAUCAACCAGGAGAAUCUGCUCCACUCGUAUUGUGUCAGUACGCUGGGAGCCCUGCUGCAGAAGCUGCCAGCAGGUCAUGUGGAUGUCAGCGUGCUGGUUGCUAUGCAGCUGCUGAUAGAGCAGGUGACAUAUGAGAAGAACCAGGCUCUGCUGCAGCAGCUUCACACACAUCUACUGUUCAACUUCAACAUCUGGAACAAAGGAGACUUCCCACUACGCAUAGGUCAUAUCCAGUACAUGUCCACUGUCAUCAAAGAUAACAGGAAGCAGUUCAGAAAAAAAUAUGGGGUUCAGUUCCUUUUGGACACCAUACGCCUUUAUUACGGGAAGAACAGUCAUAAAGACAGUGACUUGAGUGAGGAUGACGUUCGUACCAUCCGGGCAUCUCUCUGUGGCCUCAUCAAGUACUACAUCAGCAAGGGCAUGUCACAGGAGGAGAUUCACAGCGUUCUGGGAUACAUGGCUGCCAUUGGAGACGAGGAACAGUUGUGUGGGCUGCUGGAGUUGUUACUCAGCCUUCUUCAGACCAGUCUGGCCAGGGACCAGCUCUUCCUUCUCCUCUUUGAGCCCGGAGCGGCCGAUUCCUGUUACGCUCUAAUUCUCAACAACAAGCACUCAGAUCGACUCCGAGAGCUUGUGUUCAAGUUGUUUGAGCGCAUGUUGCGCUGUGACCGCGUCUAUGAAAAGAAUAAGCAGCGUUUGCGGCUGAGGGAAGCAGGUUAUGCUGGCCUGUCACUGCUCUUCUCCGAACUUCACAUCACUCCGACACUGAUCCGCUGUCUCCUUAACCAGGUCCUCCACACAGAUAAUGUGGUGAACUACAAGGACCUGAUGGCACUGGCCCAGCUCACUCACCGGGCUGGACCCAGUGUACGCCUCCUUGUCUGCAAGAGGAUUCACCAGCUGCUACUAUCCCAAACAGAUGUUGCCGUUCAGAUCUCAAAGCAGCAGUGUUGGCAGGACACUCUCAUGCGACUUUACCUGCGGGGAGAUGGGUCCCUGCCAUUUCGGGCCACUGACACCAUAAGCGCCUGCAGCCUGGACCUGAGCCGGCCCAGUGGCAGCAGCACCAACCGCCUUGAGCUGCCACUGGAGAGGAGGGCGCGGGCAGGCAGUGCUGGCCGCCUGGACCGGUUAGAGGAUGACCGGCUCAGCGUAGGUGACACUCGCUCCGUGGACAGCCUGGAGAACGGCGACGUCAUCUCGCUGCUGGACACGCCAUCUUCCUCUGCCUCCACCGAGCCGCAACUACACGUCAAGCCCUGGGUGGUGGGAAAGUCAGGAGGCUUGAUGCUGGAUCUGUCCCACCUGCAGGCCUAUGAAGGCGGGGAGAGCGGCAGCCAAACACCUGGUAGCAUGCCUAGCACACCUUCUCCACUGGAGACCUCCAAGCCUUUCCCAGGGAGCAUCGGGGAUCAAGAUGCAACUUCCUCCCUGACUGAAGACAGCUUUCUCUUCAGCGACAACAUCUCACUGGGAGAGUCCUUCAACAAUGCUGAGCGGGCGGAGGAAGAGCUGUGUACCACGCUGCUAGAGAUUGUGCUGUGUGUGAUGUGGCGUGGGGUAGAAGGUUCAGAUGAUUCAGCAUGGCUGGAGCGCGGACAGGUCUUCUCAGCUCUCACCAAACUGGCAACUGCGAACGAGCUGCUGCUUCCUGUCGACCAAAUCAAACUCAGUCUUAUGGAACGUAUGUUAGAGUGGGCGGUGAGUGAUAACCGCCAGGCAUCAGUCGCCACAUUGCCACAGCACACGGAGAACGCAGUGCGGUUGCUUCACAUGGUACAAGACUUCCUUCAGGCGGAGGGCCUGGUCAAUCCAGCACUGUGGACGGAGAAGGUGCUGGAGGAGACGGUGACGCUGAUGGACAGCCUCAUGGUGUGGUACUCUGCUGGCACCCAGUGGUUCCAGCUCUCCCAAGUUGGACUUAGACUGCUGCUGGGCUUCAUGGCUCAGGAGGACCCUAAAGUGUGUGCCAUGGCCACUGCCAAGCUCAAUGGCAUCCUGCAGACCAAAGAGGUGUCAAGCCAGGACGAGGCCUGCUACCUGCUAGGUAAGGUGGAGGGCAUUCUGCGUCGAUCCAUCCAGGAGCAAACGGAGACGUACUCCUUCCUUGUUCCUCUGCUGCGAACGCUGCUCUCCAAAGUCCACCGCCUCCUCUACAUGGAGCUGCACCUCCCCCAGCUCCCCGACAACAAUGGCAGUCCGUCCUUCUUUGAGGACUUCCAGCUGUACUGCAACUCACCUGAGUGGCGUGUCUACCUUGACAAAUAUAUUAUUCCGUACAUGAAGCAGUAUGAAAUUGAAACAUUCAGCCAGGGCCAUGAGACCAUGGCUCUCUACUGGAAGGAGUGCUACGAGGCUUUCAUGGUCAGCCUCCAUAAGAGAGAGAGGGAAAGAGGUGAAAGUAAGAUCCGCUUCCAGGAGCAAUUUCUGGAGCCUUUUUCACGCCGAGGCCGCCAGGAGAACUUACGCUACAACAGCAUGUUGAAGCAGCAGCACAGCCAGAACAGUGCCACCCUCAGGCAGUGGAAGGCAGCACGCCGGGGUCUGGUGUGCGAGAGAGGGCCCUGGGCUGACAGGCACCAGGAUGAGAUGCACUGGAGGGUUUCUAGUGCUGAGAACUUUUCCCGCAUGAGGCUGAAGCUGGUCCGUAAUUACAACUUUAACCCACACCGAGAGGCCAGCGCUCUGAGAGACAACCUGGGUGUCCAUCAGCAGCGUGUAAACCCAGAGUCUCUGCUGCUGGAGGCUGUGAAGCAGGUCAAAGUCAGCGACUUGGAAGACGACAUCCUGGAGCUGCCAGAGGACGACCCUGCUGCUGCUAACAGCCAAGUUGAAGCCGAGGAGGCAGGCCAGAAGGAGAAGCUGGUGCUGUGGGAGGACUGCGAGCUAGUGACGGUGGUGGACGUGGUGCCCGGCCGCUUGGAACUCACCACCCAACAUAUCUACUUUUACGACAGUAGCCAAGAGAAAGAGGAAGGAGUGGGCCACGACUUCAAAUGGCCCCUGUCUCAGAUCCGAGAGGUCCACCUGCGGCGUUAUAACUUACGUCGCUCAGCCCUGGAGAUCUUCCUCAUUGACCAGACCAAUUACUUCCUCAACUUCAAGAAGGAGGUGAGGAACAAGGUCUAUAGUCGCAUGCUGCUGCUGCUGCGAUCCCUUAGUCUUUAUGGAACCCGCUCACCACAGGAGCUCCUCAAAGCCUCUGGACUAACACAGAAAUGGGUGAACCGGGAGAUUUCCAACUUUGACUACUUGAUGCAACUCAACACAAUUGCAGGCAGAACAUACAACAACUUGGCUCAGUAUCCAGUGUUCCCCUGGAUUCUAGCUGACUACACCUCCGAGGAGCUGGACCUGUGUGAUCCUCGGGUGUUCAGGGACCUGUCAAAGCCAGUGGCUGUUCUUAACGAACGUAAUGCCAAGGCUGUUAGAGAGAAGUAUGAAAGUUUCGAGGACCCAACAGGCACCAUCGACAGAUUCCAUUAUGGCACCCAUUACUCAAAUGCUGCCGGAGUGAUGCACUACUUGAUAAGAGUGGAGCCCUUCACCUCCCUGCACAUCCAACUACAGAGUGGACGGUUUGACUGUGCCGACCGCCAGUUCCACUCUAUCCCUGCGACAUGGCAGACCCUAAUGGACAACCCCAAUGAUGUCAAGGAGCUCAUCCCAGAGUUCUUCUACUUCCCAGAAUUCCUUGAGAACCAAAAUGGUUUUGAUCUGGGUCGCCUGCAGAUCUCCAAGGAAAGGGUAAAUGACGUUGUUCUGCCCAAAUGGGCCAAGUCCCCAGAGGACUUCAUCUACAAGCACCGCAAAGCUCUGGAGUCGGAGUACGUAUCAGCCCAUCUUCACGAGUGGAUCGAUCUGAUCUUUGGUUACAAGCAGAGGGGUCCUGCAGCGGUGGAGGCCCUCAACGUCUUCUACUACUGCACAUAUGAAGGGGCAGUGGACCUGGAUGCCAUCACUGAUGAAAAGGAGCGUAAGGCUCUGGAAGGCAUGAUCAGCAACUUUGGACAGACACCCUGUCAGUUACUCAAGGAGCCCCAUCCAGUGCGUCUGUCUCAGGAGGAAGUGGAAAAGAGGAAAGCUCUUCUAGACUCAUGUCCUCUAAGCAUGUUCGAACACCUCAGCGACCUCAAGUCCUUCUUUGUUGAGGGCAUCAGCGACAAUGUGCCGCUGGUUAAGGCCGUGGUCCCAAAGAAUCAGUCCCAUUCCUUCAUCACUCAGGGGAGCCCUGAUACCAUGGUAACAGUUAGUCAGAACUGCCUGGUUGGGACCCAUGGGUGGCUGCCUUACAACAAGAACAUCUCCAACUACUUCACUUUUAUCAAGGACCCCACAGUGUCCAAUGCCAAAACCCAGCGUUUCCUCUCUGGACCUUUCGCCCCUGGCAUGGAGGUAACAGCAGGGCUGUUUGUGGUCUCACACGAUGGCAAGUUGCUCUUCAGCGGUGGCCACUGGGACAACAGCCUCCGGGUCACCUCCCUUGUUAAGGGCAAGACUGUGGGACAGCACAUCCGACACAUGGACAUUGUGACCUGCUUGUCAACAGACCACUGUGGCAUCCACCUGAUCUCUGGCUCCAGAGACAAAACCUGCAUGGUGUGGCAGGUUCUGCAGCAGGGUGGAGCUCCAGUGGGUCUUUAUCCCAAACCAGUACAGGUGUUGUAUGGACACACGGACGAGGUGGUCAGUGUUAGUAUCAGCACAGAGCUGGACAUGGCUGUGUCUGGAUCACGUGAUGGGACAGUGAUCAUCCACACGGUGCGCCGGGGUCAGUACAUGCGUUGCUUGCGCCCGCCGUGCGACAGCUCCCUGCCACUCUCUAUUCUCCACCUGGCCGUGUCCUGGGAGGGUCACCUUCUGGUCCACACCUGCAUCGAGGGCAAAGCAACACUAAAGGAUAAAAAUGCCCUCCACCUUUACUCUGUAAAUGGAAAGCACCUCGGCAGCGAGCCUUUGAAGGAGCAGGUGACUGAUAUGUGUGUUUCAGGGGAGUAUGUAGUCAUCGGCAGCGAGCAGGGAUACCUGUCCAUCCGUGACCUCUACAGUCUGUCUCUGUGUACGGAGCCCAUGGCCAUGAGGGUGCCUGUGCGUUGCGUCUCGGUCACUAAGGAGCAGAGCCACGUCCUGGUGGGCCUGCAGGAUGGCAAGCUGAUCAUCGUGGGCGUGGGCAAGCCGGCGGAGAUGCGUUCGGGCCAGAUCACAAGGAAGCUGUGGGGCUCCAGCAAGAGACUGACCCAGAUCUCCUCGGGGGAGACUGUGUACAACACCCAGCACAACAACAACUGAACCCCUCCCAGUCCCCGAACCCUGAACCCUCCCCUCCAUGCACAUCCAACAUUCCUGUCACCCAUACCUUUUGUUCACCAAACAGUUUGCUUCAUUUUGUCUGAGGAACUCCCUUCAGGUCCUCCAGUACCUUUUCACAGUUUAAUAGGUAGUAUUCUGGGUUGCUAGAGCAUUGCGCAUCAGCAUUUGUCUGUUAUGUUUGUCUGUGUCAAUAUUUCUGCUUUGGAUUGAGCAUAUGGCGCUGGCGCUGUGGUUCAAGUCCAGAAGUAGUGUCAUCCUCGGCACCACCACCAACCCAAACACCAUGGCUCUUAAUCCCUCACACGUGUGUAUGUGUGUGCAUGCAGCAUAUUGCCAUGCUCUAUGUUAAAAUAUGGUUUCAAGUGUCCUUUUUCCCCUCCCUUAGUUUGCCUUUGAUGCGGACAGGCGGGCCUUUGAUCUGUAGGCCGAGACUUUUCAUGAUUGCCUCAAAGCUGCCACGCAGCAGCCUUAUGCAGUAAGAAGGCUCCAUCACUUACAAUACCAAACCUUCUGUCUUUCCUAUUCGUUAUAUAUAUAUAUAUAU
This is a messenger RNA of Etheostoma cragini (Arkansas darter), 9267 nucleotides long. It is a transcript of the gene nbeal1, whose product is annotated as neurobeachin-like 1. Gene Ontology annotation, cellular component: membrane; cytosol. NCBI's taxonomy places the organism in Eukaryota, Metazoa, Chordata, Actinopteri, Perciformes, Percidae. Bases 429 to 8702 code for a protein of 2757 amino acids. Gene Ontology annotation, molecular function: protein kinase binding. Gene Ontology annotation, biological process: intracellular protein localization. The record is from RefSeq and is a predicted model, not a curated record. The transcript is spliced from 55 exons.